This is a messenger RNA of Penicillium diatomitis, 1794 nucleotides long. RefSeq lists its product as uncharacterized. The transcript is spliced from 4 exons. Gene Ontology annotation, cellular component: SCF ubiquitin ligase complex. Gene Ontology annotation, biological process: SCF-dependent proteasomal ubiquitin-dependent protein catabolic process. The coding region runs from base 1 to 1794 and encodes 597 amino acids. Lineage: Eukaryota; Fungi; Ascomycota; Eurotiomycetes; Eurotiales; Aspergillaceae. The record is from RefSeq and is a predicted model, not a curated record.
AUGCUGACCACAAUCAAAGGGCAAGCCGAAGACAAGCGAUCAAAUAAUAUCUCUGCGGUGCAAAUUCGCGACGACUACGAUCGAAGAGUAGCCGAAGCUGCGCGCGAGAAUGUGGGAGAGCAGCCGGAACAGCCAGAGCCGGAGCCAGAGCCAGAAGAUGUGGAAAUGGAAGAGCCAUCGGCAGAGCCCACGCCAGAAGCGGAGUCACCAGAGGACAAAGCCAAGAAGCGCAAGCGACAACAAGCCAUCGAGAGAAUCAAGAAGUCCAAGGACUUUGCUCGUCGCAAGGCUCGAAGGACAGGUGAACCGGAUGACGACGAUGAUCUGCUCGCCGAUGAAAUCAUGAAUGAGAAGCAGCGACCACUACCAGGUCAGCUCGGUAACUGUGAGAUUUGUGGGAAAAGGUUCACUGUCACGCCCUACAGCAAGACGGGUCCUGAAGGUGGCCUUUUGUGCGCCGAAUGCUCCAAGAAACACGCUAGUGGAGAGAAGAAAACUGCGCCUAAGAAGCGCAGUGCAGGCAUUAGUCGGCGCCAAAAUCAAAGCGCUCUGCUGGACGGAUUGGCUUCGCAAGGCACACAGAGCUUACUGGAGACAUGCAUCAAGAAAGUCGCAGAAAAUAUCGCCGACGUGGAGGAGUUUGGAGAUCUACCUCCACCGGUGAUGAAUCGUCUCAGCCAAAUUCUUGCGCGUCGGCGAGCAAUCACCUCAACGACGUUGGACCUGUUCAUCCGCCCACAAAACAGGGAGAUUAACAUCUACGAUUGUGCCAAGCUUGAUACGGACGAUUAUCAUAAGAUUCUUGCUCUCAUGCCCAGCUUGAACAAGCUCAACCUGCGAUUCGUGACCCCGAUGAAAGACCGCAUAUUCGAAUACAUGAUGGACCGCGGCCUCCCCAUCGAGCACCUGCACCUUGAUUCUCCGAAUCUUGUCACUGACGAUGUAUGGCGAAGGCUUUUCGUUCGGCUUGGCCCACGCUUCCGAAGUUUGAAACUCUGGAAUCUGGAUUCUGCUUUUGACGACGAGACAGUGGAAGUGAUGGCAAAGCACUGCACCCAAUUGCAGCGGUUGAAAUUCAAACACCUCCAUAAAAUUGGCGACAAAGCGCUUGAGGCUAUUUCGACCAUGAAAACCCUCGAACAUCUCUCUCUGCACAUUAGCCAGGAAACUUCCGUCGAGCCUCUCAACCAAAUUAUCUCCAAUCUUGGAUCCAAUUUACGCUCUCUUUCUCUCGAAGAGUUCUAUUACGCAGACGACCGAUUGGUCCAUCUCAUCAGAGAGAAGUGCAGACACCUCACCAAACUUCGACUCGCGAUCAAUGCCGAAGUCUCCGACCAAGCUCUUGCCACGCUCUUCAUUGACUGGCCUAACCCACCCCUCACCUUUGCUGACUUCCACCGCACACGGGAUGUAGAUAUGAGCAAUCCAGCCGGCCCAGAAGAGCCUAUAGGUCUCGCAUCUAAUGCCUUCAUGGCGUUGAUGGCUCAUUCCGGCAGCAAGCUGAGAAGUUUGAACGUUGCUUCAUGUCGACACAUCUCAUACAAGGCGUACGAAGAAGUAUUCAGCGAGCACAAGCGGUAUCCGGAACUGAAGUACCUUGACAUCGCUUUCAACGGUGUGGUUGACGAUUACCUCGCCUCAUCUAUCUUCAGAUGUUGUCCGGCUUUGACGCGGUUGGUGGUCUUUGGGUGCUUCAAAAUUCGUGAUAUCAAGAUUCCUCGGGGUGUAGCGGUCAUUGGGACGGUCGGGGCCAAGUUGACGGUCGAUGGAAUUACUCAAAAAGAGCUUGUUUAA